AUGGGAAUUCCGUUUAAUGAUAUAGACCCUUACGAAGUAUUAGAGGUUUCUAAAACUGCUACACCGAUAGAAAUAAAAAAAUCUUAUAAAAAGUUAUGCUUAAAGUAUCAUCCAGACAAACUUGCGCAAUCCAACCAAGACGUGGACCAAGAUAAUGAGAUAUUUCCGAAAUUACAAUUCGCCUACAGUAUACUCAGUGAUAGCAGCAAAAGACAGAGGUAUGACAAUACUGGGUCGUUGAGCGAACUGGCAGAUCUCGACGACAGCGAUUUCUCCUGGAAGGACUUCUUUGACUCCAUCAAUGAGGGCAUUACUAUAGAUAUGAUUGAAGAAGAUAAAUUAAUAUAUCAAGGUUCAAAUGAAGAAAAAAUGGACAUUUUACAAAAUUUCACGUUUUAUGAUGGAGAUUUCCUCAAGAUUUUUGAGUGUAUACCACAUUUAGAAUUUGACGAGCAACAGGAAGAACGAGUGUUUCAUAUUGUGGAGGAAGGGUUAAAUUCGGGUGAGAUUGAAUUGGAUAAAGUCGGAGAACGCACCUGGAACAAGUAUGUCAAAAGUAGGAAGACUAAAGUGAAACAGAUGUUGAAAAAAUUGAGUAAAGAGGCCAAGGAGGCCGCAGAGUUGGAAAAGAAGAUAAGAAACGAGCAUGGUAACAGAAGAGGUAGUAAGAAGAGUAUUGUAGGAGGAAGUGAACUGGACUUGAAGUCUUUGAUCCAGAGUAGGAGAAAUGAUAGGUUCGAAGGAUUAAUUGAGAAGUUGGAGCUGAAAUAUGGUGCUCUGAAGAAGGGCAAGAAGAGAAAGGGCGGCGACGACAUAGAUGAUGAGGAGUUUGAAAGAAUCCAGAGGGGGUUGAAAAGAAAGUAG
This is a messenger RNA of Dujonia railenensis, 864 nucleotides long. The record is from the annotation of a GenBank genome assembly. Lineage: Eukaryota; Fungi; Ascomycota; Pichiomycetes; Serinales; Debaryomycetaceae.